AAUUUAAGCAGAUCCAACUAUCUGAAUUUGAAGCUUCUAUCCUUUUUCUUUAGUAAAGUUGUUUGCGCCUGCUAACAUGACUGUUUCUUUAGGGUUACCACACCCUCAUUUAUUCAAGUUACCACAAGGAGAUAUUGCAACCCCUCAAUCACCAUUUGAAAGUGAAAUUUUGAGUUAUGUCUUUGAUAAAUCAAUGAAUGUUAGUACUCCAUUGAGUAUUGCAAUUGUUUAUUUUUCAUUUGUUCAUUUCAUUAAUCCAUGCAUUCGUCAACGUCAAAUGAAUUUGUAUAAUCAAACAGUUAAAGAUAAAUCUUUGAUGAUGAACGAUUAUAAUACUUUAACUAAACAACAACGUAGAUUAUUACGUGCAGCACCAUUUAAAAUUGCAACUUUUACAAUUUUCAAAAUCUUUGUAUUAAUUCAUAAUGUAUUUUUAUGCUUAUAUUCAGUUUGGACUUUUAUUGGUAUGACAAGAACUAUUUCCUUAACCAUGAAAUUAUUAAAUGAUCAGGGCUUAACCGAAAAUUAUUCUUUGGUUGGGAAAUUUUUCACUAGUGUUUGUGAUUUGAAUCAUGGUGUUUUCAAUGAAAACUUACCUUAUACUAAUUUAACUGUUUUUGGUUGGUUUUUCUAUAUAUCUAAAUUUUAUGAAGUUUUAGAUACUAUUAUAAUCUUAUUAAAGGGUAAGCCUUCUUCCUUGUUACAAAGUUAUCAUCACGCCGGUGCAAUGAUGUGUAUGUGGGCUGGUAUUAGAUUUCAAUCUCCUCCGAUUUGGAUCUUUGUUGUUUUCAAUUCCUUUAUUCAUUCUUUGAUGUAUUUCUAUUUUUCUUUAAGUUGUUUACAAAUUAGAGUGGCUAACAUUUGUAAAAGAAUCUUAACUUCAAUGCAAAUUAGUCAAUUCAUCAUUGGUGGCUCUUUAGCUGUGGUUCAUGCAUUUAUUUGGUUUAAAGAUUUAAAUACUAAUCAAUCUUGUAAUUGUAUUGGUACUUCGGAUCAAGCCUUACCUUUAAUCAUAAACGUCAGUUACUUGACUCCAUUGACUGCGUUGUUUGCUGCUUUCUACAUUGAAAGUUACAUCAAAAACAAUAAAUCAAAAUCGAAAUCAAAUUAA
Molecule: messenger RNA, 1111 nt
Organism: Hyphopichia burtonii NRRL Y-1933
Lineage: Eukaryota; Fungi; Ascomycota; Pichiomycetes; Serinales; Debaryomycetaceae
Exons: 1
Coding region: 77-1111 (344 amino acids)
Biological process (GO): fatty acid elongation, saturated fatty acid; very long-chain fatty acid biosynthetic process; fatty acid elongation, monounsaturated fatty acid
Cellular component (GO): endoplasmic reticulum membrane
Molecular function (GO): fatty acid elongase activity
Source: RefSeq, a predicted model, not a curated record